Molecule: messenger RNA, 1712 nt
Organism: Cuscuta campestris
Lineage: Eukaryota; Viridiplantae; Streptophyta; Magnoliopsida; Solanales; Convolvulaceae
Source: the annotation of a GenBank genome assembly
CAGCAGCUGAGGCCUGCAACUGCAAGGUAAGCUUCAAGCGCUCAACGAUUAGCUUGCCGCAAGCGAUGAUAGGAGGAAUAGGAACGGCCGUUCGUGCGGCGGCAAGAAGAUGCCCAUUCGACAGCUUUCGCCCCCGCAACCCGCUUAUUGCGGGCCAUGCCGUCGAUCGAUUAGCCGCCGGCGCCGCCGCCGGCAGAGUCCUCACGCAUCGUGAAAGAGACAAGUUAUAUCACAAUUGGCCCCGCCCUUGUUCUGCGGGCGCUUUCCAAUACGGUACCGCCGCGUUCCUCUACUCCGCGUGCUCCAGUACCAGCAGAAGCGAGGAAAAUGGACAGGGUGAAAAUGGCGGCGAGGGUGCAAUAGACGGGGUUAAGAGAACCAAUUUGGAAUCUUCUCUCAGGAAAAGCAAUUUUUCCGAAGCUUAUUCCGCUAUUGAACUCGCUUUGGACUCUGUUGUCAAGAUAUUCACACUCUCCAGCAGUCCUAACUACUUUCUCCCUUGGGUGAAUAAAGUGGACCGCGAAUCUACCGGCUCUGGCUUUGUUAUUCCUGGAAAAAGGAUUCUGACAAAUGCUCAUGUUGUGGCCGAUCAUAUCUUUGUACUAGUAAGAAAACACGGAUCCUCAACUAAGUAUAAAGCUGAAGUCCAAGCGGUUGGUCAUGAAUGUGACUUGGCUAUUCUAGUGGUUGAAGAUGAAAAAUUCUGGGAGGAUACAAACCCCUUGGAGCUUGGAGACAUUCCAUUUCUGCAAGAAGCGGUUGCUGUUAUUGGUUACCCUCAAGGGGGAGACAAUAUUUCUGUCACAAAGGGUGUUGUCUCAAGGGUUGAACCUACGCAAUAUGUGCAUGGUGCGAGUCAGCUUCUGGCAAUACAAAUUGAUGCAGCUAUUAAUCCAGGAAAUAGUGGAGGGCCUGCAAUCAUGGGUGACAAAGUUGUCGGCGUUGCUUUCCAGAACCUCUCUGGUGCAGAGAAUAUUGGUUACAUAAUUCCUGUCCCCGUAAUAAGACAUUUUAUAGCUGGAGUAGAAGAGAGCGGAAAUUAUGUAGGAUUCUGCUCUAUGGGAUUGUCAUGUCAACCUGUAAAAAAUGUGCACCUCCGUAAUUACUUCCGGAUGGGUCCUGAAUGUACUGGAGUACUUGUGACCAAAAUCAACCCACUUUCGGAUGCUUAUAGGGUGUUGAAAAUUGAUGAUAUCAUUCUUUCAUUUGAUGGUGUACCAAUAGCAAAUGAUGGAACUAUUACUUUUCGAAACAAUGAGCGAAUAACAUUUGAUCACUUAGUUUCUAUGAAGAAACCAAAUGAAACUGCAGAAGUCAGAGUACUUAGAAAUGGUGAAGAACUCCAGUUUUGCAUCAAACUUUUUCCAUUGAAACCUCUCGUUCCAGUUCAUCAGUUUGAUAGGCUUCCCAGUUAUUACAUUUUUGCUGGUCUGGUCUUCACUCCUUUGACACAACCAUAUCUUCAUGAAUAUGGGGACGACUGGUACAAUUCUUCGCCUAGGCGACUAUGUGAAAAAGCGACUUGUCGUAUACUAAAAUAGCGACUUGUCGUAUACUAAAACACCGUAGAAUACCUAGUGCUGUAUCUAGUGAUCUUAUCGACGAUGAUGAAAGCCCACAUGAUCUCAAGUUAGCCUGCUUAAGCUGUUGAUGCUUAUUACGGAGUAUAUUCUUUUUAAACAUUUUGUGAUCAAUCAAUCAAUGAUCUCUUU